Messenger RNA from Lampris incognitus (smalleye Pacific opah), 1776 nucleotides. It is a transcript of the gene eya1, whose product is annotated as EYA transcriptional coactivator and phosphatase 1. Gene Ontology annotation, biological process: cell differentiation; negative regulation of extrinsic apoptotic signaling pathway in absence of ligand; positive regulation of DNA repair. The transcript has 16 exons. Gene Ontology annotation, cellular component: nucleus. NCBI's taxonomy places the organism in Eukaryota, Metazoa, Chordata, Actinopteri, Lampriformes, Lampridae. The record is from RefSeq and is a predicted model, not a curated record. Gene Ontology annotation, molecular function: protein tyrosine phosphatase activity.
AUGGAAAUGCAGGAUCUAGCCAGUCCUCACAGCCGAGUAAGUGGAAGCAGUGAAUCUCCUAAUGGUCCCAACCUCGACAACUCCCAUAUCAAUAACAAUUCCAUGACACCCAAUGGCACUGAAGUUAAAACAGAGCCAAUGAGCAGCAGCGAGAUCGCCACCUCAGUAGCAGACGCCUCUCUAGAAAGCUUCUCAGGAUCAGCUAUUGGAACCAGUGGCUUCAGCCCAAGACAAACUCACCAGUUCUCUCCACAGAUUUACCCUUCCAACAGAACAUAUCCACAUAUUCUUCCUACCCCCUCAUCCCAAAAUAUGGCUGCGUAUGGGCAGACGCAGUACACCACAGGAAUGCAGCAGGCCGCAGCUUAUGCUAGUUACCCCCAGCCCGGCCAGCCCUAUGGUAUCCCAGCCUAUGGUCCAUUGUGGGCAGGCAUAAAGACGGAGGGGGGUCUGAGCCAGGCCCAGUCCCCAGGACAGACGGGCUUCCUAAGCUACAGCUCCGGCUUCACCACGCCACAGACAGGACAGGCUCCCUACAGCUAUCAGAUGCAAGGUAGCACAUUCUCAUCAACAUCCGGAUUGUAUGCGGGCAGCAACUCUCUGACUAACUCAACUGGAUUCAACAGCACACAACAGGACUACCCCACUUACCCAGCCUUUGGGCAGGGCCAGUAUGCUCAGUAUUACAACAGCUCACCCUACACCUCGCCCUACAUGACAAGUAACAACACCAGCCCCAGCACGCCCUCCACCACCGCCACCUACACUCUUCAGGAGCCCCCCUCUGGUAUCACCAGCCAGGCCCUCACGGACAACCCAGCAGAGUACAGUACCAUCCACAGUCCAUCAACCCCCAUUAAAGAUUCAGAUUCGGAUCGAUUGCGCCGGGCCUCGGAUGGAAAGUCACGUGGCCGGGGGAGAAGGAACAACAACCCAUCACCGCCGCCCGACUCCGACUUGAGGUAGGUGUUCAUCUGGGACCUGGAUGAAACGAUCAUCGUUUUCCAUUCCUUGCUCACGGGGUCUUACGCCAACAGAUAUGGACGGGAUCCUCCAACGUCCGUCUCAUUAGGCCUGAGGAUGGAAGAAAUGAUUUUCAACCUGGCUGACACACACUUAUUCUUCAACGACUUAGAGGAAUGCGACCAGGUCCAUAUUGACGAUGUGUCCUCUGAUGACAACGGUCAGGAUCUAAGUACGUAUAACUUCAGUUCUGAUGGCUUCCACGCGGCAGCGACCAGUGCCAACCUGUGUCUUGCCACGGGCGUGAGGGGAGGUGUGGACUGGAUGAGAAAACUGGCCUUCCGUUAUAGACGAGUAAAAGAAAUCUACACCACCUACAAAAAUAACGUAGGAGGUCUGCUGGGCCCGGCCAAAAGGGAAGCCUGGUUGCAAUUGCGAGCAGAAAUUGAAGCCUUGACGGACUCCUGGUUAACUCUGGCACUGAAAGCACUAACAUUAAUCCACUCAAGGUCAAACUGUGUGAAUAUCCUUGUGACCACCACGCAGCUCAUCCCUGCCCUGGCGAAGGUCCUGCUCUACGGCCUGGGCAUAGUCUUUCCCAUCGAGAAUAUUUAUAGCGCAACAAAAAUAGGGAAGGAGAGCUGCUUUGAGAGAGUAAUUCAAAGGUUCGGGAGGAAAGUUGUUUACGUCGUAGUCGGAGAUGGUGUCGAAGAGGAGCAAGGCUCAAAAAAGCACAACAUGCCCUUCUGGAGGAUCUCCAGCCAUUCAGACCUCAUGGCCCUUCACCAUGCUCUGGACCUGGAGUACUUGUAG